AGGUGCUUCUCCGUGUGAGGCUCGUACGGGGCACAGCUGGGGCGGGAGGGUCGUUCCCAGCGUGGGGAGGGCUCUGGGAGCUGGGCUCAGCAAGGGCAGCCCCGUGGGCAGCACGAUGCCAGGGCAGGGCCGUGCUGCCCCCGCCGGAGGCCCUGCCCGGCAAACAGAUCUAGCGUCCCCUCCCUUUGUGCCCUUCCCUUCCACAGAAGCUGCGUGCAGGAAGGAGCUCGGCAAACCACGGUGGUAACAUGAAACCAACAUGGCUGACUUGCUUCUGGCGUCCUGCUCCCUCUUGAUUGUGAGAGGUUGGCUCCAUAUCCCAGUGACUGUUCAACAGAAAGAGCUUGGGUGACAUCUCUAAGAUCGCUGUAAGGAAGCAGAUUGCCAGGAUUUCCCCCCUGUGGCUGCCUGACCACUGCUGAGCCCCUCCCAGCCCAUGUGGCUCUCCCCAUGCUCCAAGAGUGCAACUGGUGCCCAACGCAAUGUGUGUUUGUCAAACCAUGGAAGUGGGCAAGUAUGGCAAGAACGCCACUCGAUCCGGAGACCGGGGGGUCCUGCUGGAGCCUUUCAUUCACCAGGUGGGCGGCCACAGCAGCAUGAUGCGCUACGACGACCAUACUGUCUGCAAGCCCCUCAUUACCAGAGAACAGCGAUUCUAUGAAUCACUGCCCCCAGAAAUGAAGGAGUUCACACCUGAGUACAAAGGUGUGGUGUCUGUCUGUUUUGAGGGAGACAGCGAUGGCUACAUUAACCUGGUGGCCUAUCCCUACGUGGAGAAUGAGGCUCUGGAGCAGGAUGACAUGCCAGAGAGGGACCAGCCACGACGUAAGCACUCGCGUCGGAGCCUUCACAGAUCAAGCAGCGGCACUGAGCACAAGGAGGAAAAACCUGGCCUGGCCAGUGACAGCACUGAGAGCAUCCAGGAAACGAAGAGUCCCAGGGUGGACUUGCACAUCCAUUCAGAUGUUCCAUUUCAGAUGUUGGAUGGGAACAGUGGUCUGAGCUCUGAAAAGAUCAGCUAUAACCCCUGGAGCCUGCGCUGUCAUAAGCAGCAGCUGAGCCGCAUGCGGUCGGAGUCCAAGGACCGAAAACUCUACAAGUUCCUUUUGCUGGAGAAUGUGGUGCAUCACUUCAAGCUUCCCUGCGUGCUUGAUCUGAAGAUGGGGACCAGGCAGCACGGAGACGAUGCGUCUGAGGAGAAGGCUGCUCGGCAGAUGAAGAAGUGUGAACAGAGCACUUCUGCCACCCUGGGCGUGCGUGUGUGUGGGAUGCAGGUCUAUCAGCUGGACACAGGGCAUUACUUAUGCAGGAAUAAAUACUAUGGACGCGGUCUUUCCAUCGAGGGCUUCCGCAACGCCCUCUACCAGUAUCUCCACAACGGCAUUGAGCUGCGCAAGGACCUCUUUGAGCCUGUCCUCGCCAAACUGCGGAGCCUGAAGGCGGUUUUGGAGAGACAGGCCUCCUACCGCUUCUACUCCAGCUCCCUUCUCAUCAUUUACGAUGGGAAGGACAGCAGGGCAGGGAUGUUUGUGGAGCGCCGGGCAGAGACACGCCUGAAGCGGGUGGACAGCGCUCUCCCGGAGAGCCUUCAGGAUGGCAGCGGCACGGAGCCUGGCUGCUCGGCCCAGCCCAAGGUGGACGUGCGUAUGAUUGACUUUGCUCACAGCACCUUCAAGGGCUUCCGCGAUGACCCCACUGUGCAUGACGGACCCGACAUGGGUUACGUAUUCGGGCUGGAAAGCCUCAUCAACAUCAUGGAACAGAUGCGUGAGGAAAACCAGUAGCCCUGGGCUACAGCCUCUUAUUCUUGUCCUGGUGGCAGGAGCAGACAAGACCACCUACUACCACAGGAAAAAAGCAGACAACUUUGGUUUUAAACAAUUGUAUUGCUCCAUUGUUUUUAAAUGUACUUGGAUAGAAGAGCUGAGGGGAGGCAGGAUGGAAGAGCUCCUCAUGCCAACCAGAUGGUUCUGACCGCGCUAGCUCUGCCUUCUGGAGGAGGCUCCCUCGAUGCCUGCUAGGUGUUGGGUGUCCUAGUUCUUUGCUCGUCGCGUGUGCGUUCUGGAGGGAGGACCUGGAUGUAGGGAAGAGCAAGCAGGAGAGCUCGGGGCUCUUCGGAGGGGUCUAGGGCUGUGGUGUGAGGAGCCCUUCUGCCUCAGGAGCCCCCUGGAGAGCCUUCCCUUUGAAAUUCUCCCGAAUUAUUUGCAAAGGGUGCUCGACCAGUCAGUAGGCUCUGUGGUGCUGAUGGUGAGCAGCACAGCUGCUGGUCCCUGCGUUCGGCGUCACUAGCUCUGCCCCGGGUAUUGCCAACGGGGCUUUGCUUUUGAUGCUGCCUUUUUCUGCUGUUUGGGCACAGUGAAUAACCAACCCAAACACAGAAAUAACAUGACCAAAUGCCCAGGAGGGAACACCACACCCCUGGAGUUGUGCUCGGGCCUGGGGCCUGCUCCUCACCUGAGGGGGUGGCCUGGGCAGGCAUGGGGAUCUGCAAGAGUAACUCAGCCCUGGACCACUGACCAAGCAAGAACUCGGCUCAUGGGCUAGCAAUAGUAUCUGUAGCAGUUAACGUGACCCCAGCUCUGCAGCGGGGCCUUUCGGACCAUUUCAACCCUUCCCCUCGUGUCAUGUUGGUCCCACAGGUCGUAGGUGAGCAUGUCCCUCCAGCCCAGGGCUGCCCUCUUCCCCCUCUGGGCCUCAGCCCCCCAGCCCACACUCCUCCGGCGGGUCCGGGCACGGGGGUGGUGGAAGGAGAGGCAGGGGUUAGGGCUGACCCCCCCCUUCUCCUCCCUGGGGUUUGCAGGGGAGGGGGGAUCUGGCUGAGCAGGGAGUGCCACUGCCUGACUGUUCAACUUUGCUUCACGGAGUCCAUCUUUCCUGAAAUACAUGACCAGUUUGUGGGUGAAAGAGCCAGCCAGGCCCUGCUCUGCUGCCCGCACUCCUUCCCUGAGCCUGUGCUUUACCAGUGGCUUCCCUUGAUGAGGGCAUUAAUGUUUGAUACCGUGGCCUGUUGGUACCGGACCGUACCCCCUCUGCAUCACCCCGUGUUUCUGUGCUGGGACCCCCAGUUACUCCCUCCCCUGUGUCACUGCUUUGUUCCAUGGCAUCACCCUUGCCCCGGCUGCCUGAGAAACUGCCUGGGUACCUGCAAGGCCAGGGUUGGGCUUGUUUGUUUUCUGUUUCGGCCUUUUUUUUUUUUUUUUU
Molecule: messenger RNA, 3201 nt
Organism: Athene cunicularia (burrowing owl)
Lineage: Eukaryota; Metazoa; Chordata; Aves; Strigiformes; Strigidae
Gene: IP6K1
Product: inositol hexakisphosphate kinase 1
Exons: 7
Coding region: 483-1784 (433 amino acids)
Biological process (GO): inositol phosphate biosynthetic process; phosphatidylinositol phosphate biosynthetic process
Cellular component (GO): cytoplasm; nucleus
Molecular function (GO): inositol hexakisphosphate kinase activity
Source: RefSeq, a predicted model, not a curated record